UUUCCUUUUCUUCGUCUGAUCGAAUUGAACAAAGCGAAGAAAAUGCCUUCAACGAAAUUCAUGAAUUGAAGUUCAAUUCGAUUACGAUCAAUCCAGAGAAGCAAUUCAGAUUGAUUCCUCGCGAAGAUGGCGGAGAAUUCGCCGUCAUCGUCUUCCCCACCGAAACCCUUGCCAGUGCAGCAGAGCUCCGCCAUGAUUGAACCUCCUUCAAAUUCGCAGCAAUUACAGCCGCUGCAAUCGCCAUCUCCGUCGCUCGACCACCAGCAGCAGCAGCAGCAAUUGAUGCAAUCGCAGCAGCAGCAAUUGGUACAAUCGCAGCAGCAGUUGGUACAGCAGCAGCAGCAGCAGCCGCAGCAGCAGCAAUUGCAGCAGCUGCAGCAGCAGAUAAUGCAGCAGCAGGGCAACAGCAGCAGCGUCAAUGGCGGUAGCGGCGGUGGCAAUUUGAUAGGAGUUUCGAAUUUUCAAGGUAUGCAAAGGAAUCCUUCGAUAGCUAGGCUUAAUCAGAUGCAGCAGAGUGGUAGUAUUAAUAGCCAGUUAGGAAUGAUGAGACAGCAGCACCAACAGCAGCAGAAUUCGUCGGCAAUUUACGGUCAGAUGAAUUUCGGUGGAAUGAGCGUGACGCAGCAACAGCAGCAGAGCAGUAGCGUUGGUAUCAAUGGAGGCAAUAGCAGCCAGCAGCAGCAACAGCAGAUGGGGCAACAAGGCCAAUUGCAGCAACAAAUCGGGCAGCAAAGCCAAUUGCAGCAGCAAAUGGGGCAACAGAGCCAAUUGCAGCAGCAAAUGGGGCAACAGAGCCAAUUGCAACAGCAAAUGGGGCAAAACCAGUUGCAGCAGCAGUUAGGGCAGCAAAAUCAGUUGCAGCAGCAGCUGGGGCAGCAAAACCAGCUGCUGCAGCAGCAGCAGCAGCAGCAGCAAAUUGGGCAACAGAAUCAGUUGCAGCAGAUCGGCCAGCAAAGUCAACUGCAACAGCAAGUCGGGCAACAGAGUCAGUUGCAGCAGCAACUAGGAGGACAGGGCUCGAUGCAGCAGCAGCAAAUGGGGCAGGGGCAAUUGCAGCAAUCACAAAUGGGGCAGAUGGCUGGUGGGAAUUUGUCGAGGUCCGCUCUGAUGGGGACUGGGAAUUUGCCUAUGUUAUCUGGUCAAGCAGCCCAGUUUAAUUUGCAAAAUCAGUAUUUGAAUUCGCCACGUCAGAAGGCGGGGUUCAUGCAAGGGUCUCAGUUCCACCAGGGUAAUUCUCCUGGGCAGUCAUUGCCAGGAAUGCAAGCAAUGGGAAUGAUGGGGUCAAUUAAUCUGGCUUCUCAACUAAGACCAAAUAGCACACUUGCUUACGCCCAGCAGCAGAGAAUGACUCCAAGCCAACUAAGGCAGCAUCUUUCUCAGCAAAAUGCACUUACUACUGGCCAGAAAUUGCAGGGGCAGAAUAUUGCAAGGACGUCAUUUAUGAACGCGCAAAUUGCUGGGCUGGCUCAGAAUGGACAACCGGGUAUGAUGCAGAAUGCUAUAUCACAACAGCAGUGGUUAAAGCAAAUGCCAGCAAUAUCCUCCCCCAACACUUCUUCAUAUCGUCUUCAACAACAGCUGCUCAUGCAACAACAACUAGCUUCUUCCCAGUUGCAGCAACAACAGCAGUUGUCUCAAAUAGUACAGCAGCAAACACAGGCCCAGUCACAGAUGCAUCAGCAGAAACAACAGCAACAGCUGCAGUCGCCAAUGCAGCAGCCGCAGCAGCCUCCACAACAGCAGCUUUUCCAUCAGCAGCAGUCACCAAGAAUCGCUGGACCGGGAGGGCAGAAAUCGGUGAGUUUGACUGGAUCACAGCCUGAUGCCACUGGAUCAGGAGCAACUACACCAGGUGGAAGUUCAAGCCAUGGCACAGAAGCUGGUAAUCAACUUCUUGGGAAGAGAAAGAUACAAGAUUUAGUGUCACAGUUGGAUUUCAAUGGGAAACUGGACCCUGAAGUUGAAGAGCUUCUGUUAGAGAUUGCUGAUAACUUUAUUGAUUCGGUUACUACUUUUGCAUGCACCUUGGCAAAGCAUCGCAAAUCUUCAACGUUGGAGGCCAAGGAUGUCUUGCUGCAUUUAGAGAAAAACUGGAAACUGACCAUUCCUGGGUAUUCGAGCGAGGAGAAAAAACAAAGUACUGAAAAUCCCCCUACUGAUGCCCACAAAAAGCGUAUGGAUGUGAUUCGCACCUUGACGGAACCUGCACAAUCUGAGACAAACAGUGGAGCUAAGCAGAUGGUCAGGCAGGGAUCAGGAAAUCAAGUUGGUCAAAACCAUAUGAUAAGACCUUCUCCAAGCUCCGAGCAGUUAGUUUCGCAGUCUGCUGUGCCCCAAAUGCUGCAGCAGAACACUAGAUUCUGAAGUGCUCUUUCUCGCUUCACCACCAGCACUUUCGCAAUCUCAUGGCUCGCGGUGGGCUUGCCUUGUGCUGGUAGCAUAACCAAAUCAACAAAUAGCUUCUUGGAAGAUCUAUCUAUCUAUCUAUAUAGUCUAUAUUAUAGUAAUUUAAGUUAAUUACCAUCUUAUUUGGAAGUUAAAUAAAAUGAUGAAUGUUGCCAUGAUUCAAGUUUGUUUGGACACUCUGUAGUGUACUUACAGGAUUCUGUUAUGUACAUAUCUUUCAAUAGUAAUAUGAUUGAUUUCAGUUAAAAA
Messenger RNA from Salvia hispanica, 2655 nucleotides. Its product is annotated as transcription initiation factor TFIID subunit 12b. Gene Ontology annotation, biological process: DNA-templated transcription initiation; RNA polymerase II preinitiation complex assembly. Lineage: Eukaryota; Viridiplantae; Streptophyta; Magnoliopsida; Lamiales; Lamiaceae. Gene Ontology annotation, molecular function: TBP-class protein binding; DNA binding; protein heterodimerization activity. The record is from RefSeq and is a predicted model, not a curated record. Gene Ontology annotation, cellular component: SAGA complex; transcription factor TFIID complex.